This is a messenger RNA of Nerophis lumbriciformis (worm pipefish), 2914 nucleotides long. It is a transcript of the gene tpcn3, whose product is annotated as two pore segment channel 3. NCBI's taxonomy places the organism in Eukaryota, Metazoa, Chordata, Actinopteri, Syngnathiformes, Syngnathidae. Gene Ontology annotation, cellular component: membrane. Gene Ontology annotation, molecular function: monoatomic ion channel activity. Gene Ontology annotation, biological process: transmembrane transport; monoatomic ion transport. The record is from RefSeq and is a predicted model, not a curated record.
CAGCAGAGAUGAAGUCAAACUGCAGAGGAAACAUCUUCACGUUGGCCGCGUCUCGCUCACGCGCCUGAAAGCUGCUGGAACGUUCGCUCCCCUUCCGGUCCUCCUCCGGUGCUCCUCCAGUUCUCCUCCGGUGCUCCCGCGGCGCAACUUGGAGAAGAAAGUUGAGUUGUAGGCAAAGACGAGGAGAUGACGGGCACGAGCAGUGGAGACGCGCGUGCGUGUGCAGGGCAGGAAAACGCAAACGAAGCAAAAAGCAAAGAGGAUUUCGAGCUGGCGGCCGUGUACGUCUCGGACGCUCAGUACAACAGAAACAUCUUCUUCGACACGUCGCCGCAGGCCGUCAGGUUGUAUCUGCUGUACAACCACAAAGUGCCUCAAGUCCUGGUCUACUUCUUCAUCCUGCUCCACUUGUCCUUGGCGCUCUGCGAGGAGCCCGCCGUCCUGCCGCUGCCGCCCUGGGCGACCAUGUUGGUGGAGCUGCUGUGCGUGCACGUGUUGGCCCUGAGACUGGUUCACUACGCCAAGGUGAUCCCCAGGGACAAGUUCUGGAAGGAUCCUAAGAACAUCUGCAUGAUGCUCAUUUUGGCGCUGACCCUGGUAGACAUGAUGAUCUACGGUGCGCUGCACGCUGCUGGCUGCUACGGCGUGCGCUGGUCACGUGUCCUGCGUCCUCUGCUGCUGGUCAACGUGACGGAGGGUCGCCAGCUGCGGCGAGUGUUCCGCAGCAUCAGGAACGCGCUGCCUGAGAUCUUGACGGUGUUCCUGCUCUUCAUCUUCAGCAUCCUCAUCUUCUCUCUGAUGGCGCUCAAACUCUUCAGCAAGCGCGGCUUGAAGACGACGGAGGGAGCGCCGUACUUCGCCAACUACCUGGACGCCGUCUUCCAGCUCUACGUGCUGGUGACCACGGCCAACAGCCCCGACGUCAUGAUGCCGGCGUACAACGCCAGCUCGGCCUUCGCCAUCUUCUUCAUCGUCUACAUCCUGGUCAACACCUACAUCUUCAUGUCCGUCUUCCUGGCCGUGGUCUUCAACAACUACAAGAAGCACCUGAAGGAGGAAGUGCGGCAGCUGGUGCGAGCCAAGCGGCACAAGAUGGCGCGGGCCUUCGCCGUGCUGCAGGAGCGGGCGGGGGAGGGGGGCGAGCCGUCGGUGAGCCGGGCCGGCUGGGAGCGACUGAUCCGAUUGGUCCAGCCCGACAUCAGCCACGCCCACACGGAGCUGCUGUGGAGCGUUUCGGACGACAAGGACCGCGGCGCCAUCGACAAAACGGCGUUCCUCCAGCUCGCCGACCUGCUCAACAUCCAGGUGAUCACGCUCAAGUCCAGGCCACACCCACUUCGAGGCCUGUGCCCCGCCCUCUACCUGUCGGCGCCCAGCCGCCUCCUCUGCAGACUGGUCCGACACAGGGCGUUCGUGAUGGCGUACGACGUCAUCAUCCUAGUGAACGCCAUCUUCAUCGGCCUGGAUGAGGAGAGCGCCAUCAUCGCCGACGCUGAGUGGGUCUUCUUGGCGCUUUACCUGCUGGAGAUCCUGCUCAAACUCUACGAGUGCGAACCCAGGAGCUUCUUCUCAACCCACAACUUCUGGAACUGGUUCGACACCAUCAUCGUGGUGUGCGCCCUCAUCGCCACCAUCAUCAACUCCACCCUCAAGUCAUCGGGCGGCUACACCAGCCGGCAGGUCCUGGACAUGGUCUUCAUCCUGCGAGUCCUGCGACUGGUGCGCGUGGUGGACAGCAUCCCAAGGUUCCGCGCCAUCAUCAACACGCUGAUCCGCAUCGGGCCGGCCAUCCUCACCUUCGGCCAGCUCAUCCUGGUGGUGUACUACGUCUUCGCCAUGGUGGGCAUGGAGCUGUUCAAGGGCAAGGUGCGCUUCUACGGGGACUCUGGCGACGCGGCCGAGGCGUACUGUGGGAACGUCCUCCUGAGAGGAAGUGCCUUCGCCCGCCUGGACUACUGCAAGAACAACUUCAACCACGUGCUGGCCUCCUUCGUCCUGCUGCUGGAGCUCACCGUGGUCAACCAGUGGCACGUGCUCAGCAGCGGCUUCGCCAGCGUCACCCACGCGUGGGCCAGAGUCUACUUCGUCCUCUUCCACGUGGUGGUGGUCAUCGUCAUCAUCAACAUCUUCGUGGCGUUCGUGCUGGAGGCCUUCUUCGUGGAGUACUCUGUGGACAAGAGCCGCCUGCAGACGUCUGUGGAGAAGAAGAUCCAGGAGCUGCAGCUGGGCGUGACUCAGGACACGCCCCCAGACCACCUGCUCCACGCCAUGGAGACGUCUGACUGCCAGCAGGACGCCGACCAAUCGCAGAGCAGCAAACCCAAGCUGAUGUUUCAAAUCGCUUCCAAAAGGUAUCGAACAGUGGACACGUUGCUGCAGCGACUGUUCGAGGCGGACCUGGAGCAGGAAGAGGAAGAGGAGGAGCAGGAACAGGAACAGGAAGAGGAAGGAGCUCCUCAGCCCAACGGAAACUUCUCCAACCCGACCUUCAGCGCCGUGUGAAGGCUGCCCUCUUGUGGCCAAUGUUCAAAUAGUCACUUUCAUUUAUUCAUAAAGGAUUACCUCUCCCCAAUGCAGCUGAGAUAGGCUCCAGCCACCCCGAGAGGGACAAGCGGUAGAAAAUGGAUGGAUGGUUAAGAUAUAUACACACACAUAUGUAUGAAAUAUAGAUAUACAUUAUAAACAUAAUACAUAUAUUGAUAUUAUAUCUACACAUAUAUAAAUAUCAAUUAUAUAUAUAUAAAAAAUAAUACAUAUAUUUUAUGUACACACAUAUAAUUAUAAAUUAUAUACAUCAAAAAUAAAUACAUACAUGCACCAGAGGGGUGGAGCUUUACAAUGCGUCACUAAAAAGUGGGCGGGGUUUCUUCUUUCCACCACACUUCAUGUUGACAAUAAAAAUCUGCAAUGUUUA